Molecule: messenger RNA, 423 nt
Organism: Penicillium waksmanii
Lineage: Eukaryota; Fungi; Ascomycota; Eurotiomycetes; Eurotiales; Aspergillaceae
Product: GFA family protein
Exons: 3
Coding region: 1-423 (140 amino acids)
Molecular function (GO): carbon-sulfur lyase activity
Source: RefSeq, a predicted model, not a curated record
AUGGUUGUUGGCGGCUGUUUCUGUGGUAGGGUCCGAGUCGAAUAUACCCAGCCUAUAGUGUCUGCCCUAUGUCACUGUCUUGACUGUCGCAAACUCACUGGGUCUCCUUUCUCCUACAAUAUCAUCGUCCGCACUGCCGAACUACAUGUCUCCGGCAACCCAAAGGAAGUGCCAAAAACAGCAGAUAGCGGGAAUGACAUCAGGAAUUAUUUCUGUCCUGACUGUGGCACGCCGCUUUUUGGACGGAAGAUUAACUCCGCCGGAGAACCUGAGGAGACUACCGUUGUCCGGGCAGGGAUAUUGGACGAUGUUGGAAAAUUGAAUGAACAGAAGCCGCAGGUGGAGAUAUACACUGACUCCCGAUUGGAGUGGAUCAGUCCCAUCGAGGGGGCUAGUCAAUUCAAAGGCAUGUUGUCGCAAUAG